This is a messenger RNA of Clunio marinus, 213 nucleotides long. NCBI's taxonomy places the organism in Eukaryota, Metazoa, Arthropoda, Insecta, Diptera, Chironomidae. The record is from the annotation of a GenBank genome assembly.
AUGCAACGACAACUUUUAUUCACAGUUAGUCAAGGCAUAAAACCUUUUGAUGGUAUCAUUGAUAACUUCAUCAACUCUCAAUUGAAUAUCAGCAAAUUAAAAGUUCAUAAACAGUGUAGAGGUCAACAACUAAAUUGUCUUUUCAACCUUAGGCCCGCUUCAAUUUGUCACGCGAUUCAAUGUAUCUACAGUCACUUAAUAAGCACAUUUUAA